This is a messenger RNA of Postia placenta MAD-698-R-SB12, 1371 nucleotides long. RefSeq lists its product as hypothetical. Gene Ontology annotation, biological process: proteasome-mediated ubiquitin-dependent protein catabolic process. Bases 1 to 1371 code for a protein of 456 amino acids. Gene Ontology annotation, molecular function: protein binding; protein-macromolecule adaptor activity. The record is from RefSeq and is a predicted model, not a curated record. NCBI's taxonomy places the organism in Eukaryota, Fungi, Basidiomycota, Agaricomycetes, Polyporales, Adustoporiaceae. Gene Ontology annotation, cellular component: nucleus. The transcript is spliced from 5 exons.
AUGGCUCGGUACUGGCAAGCGACCUGGGACGUAAGCGCAUUCGUGUCAUCACAUAAAGCAGAUGUGUUUAAGUGCCACGCCACAAAUGGUGGCUACAUGGAUAGUCCGUAUACCUGCGCUUAUUCUCAUGGAGCGAAACGCGGAGGCACGCCUCUACUUGCCUUGGCGACAGAGCAGGGCGCCGUCCACGUCGUAAAUACCACUAAGAGGCGAGAUUGGGAUUACGAACCUCAGCGAACGAUCUUCUCGCCACAUCAGAAUGGCGUCUUUGCCGUCAGGUGGUCACCCUCCGACACGCUCCUAGCCACAGCGUCAGGCGAUCAGUCGGCGCGGAUAUCUUCACUUGAUGCAUCGGUAUCUUCUGAGAACAGAACAUUACAUGUGUUGCGGGGGCAUGGCAGCACCGUCAAGUGCAUAGCUUGGGAUCCGUUGAAGGACGGUAGCGUUCUAGCGACGGGUGGGCGCGACGGCGGUAUAUGCGUAUGGGACUUGAGGGCCGGCGAGGGCAGAAGCAGGCGAGGAUCCGUACUCGACGGUGCCCCCGAGCCAGGUGCGAUUGCCCCCAUCAUUGUGAUUCCCGGAGCGCAUGGGCUUGAUGAAAAGCCAACGAAACCGAAUGGACGAAAAGGCAAACUUACGCCUGCCGCACCUCAGCGGAGCAUCACCAGUCUAGUCUAUUCCGAUGACAGUUCACCGUACCUCGUGAGCAGUGGCUCAUAUGAUGGAAUUCUGCGGAAGUGGGACCUGCGUAUGCCAACGGUGUCAAAGAAGAAAUCGACGAAGGCUUCCAAAGCCCCGCCUAAACCCGUGUGUUCAUCAGGAAUCGACCCGACCACCGUUCAAGGCACCCGUCGUGCUCGAGGUAUAACUAGCCUUGCUCCUGGACACGGGCCCACUGCAGGGCUUCUUUUCGCAUUAGGCAAUGACUCGCGCAUCCACACGUACUCGUUGCCGUCACUCGAACCGCUUUCCGGGUAUGCCACACCCCCAGCUACAGAGGAUCCCUGGGCGUACUCGCACGUAAACAUGCAGACCAACUCAUUCUACGUGCACCUGGCCCUCUCGCCAUGCGGGCGCUGGCUCGCAAACGGGAACGCGACGGAUGGCCGGAUAUACCUCUUCGAUGUGGGCAGCACCGCCUCGGUUGGCCGUGCCGUCGAAUUUGGAUACGACGCGCAGAACAUGCAGGCGGUCGAGCUGCGCGGACAGGCAGGUGAGACGGGCGCACUGGACUGGGCACACGACAUGCUCGCGACGUGCGCGGACGACACCACCGUACGGAUAUGGAGGCCGGACAUUGAUGUCUAUAACAGAUGCAUGGCCGACAGCGAGAGGAUGGGAUGGGAUUGGAGUUGGGCAACCAAGCCAUAG